AUGCAGUCAUCAUCGUCCCGGGCGCUCGUGCGUCUGUCAACAAGAGCCUUUGGGGCAGCCUCGAAGUGGCCUCCUCUAUCGCGAAGGCGAUUUGCUACAGUUGUUGAUCAAGCACCGAAAGAUCCUACAGAGUUCGACCAGAUCAGCACCCUGCCAAAUGGUGUCCGCGUAGCCACCGAAGCUCUUCCAGGGCCUUUCUCAGGUGUCGGCGUAUAUGUCGAUGCCGGAUCACGUUAUGAGAAUGAAGAACUACAAGGCGUCAGCCACAUCAUAGACCGGUUGGCUUUUAAAUCUACCGGCUCAAGGACAUCAGACGAAAUGCUCGAGUCUCUAGAAAGCCUUGGCGGAAACAUACAGUGCGCAUCUUCGAGAGAAUCGCUCAUGUAUCAGUCCGCUAGCUUCAACUCCGCUGUGCCUACAACCUUGGGUCUCCUCGCCGAGACUAUACGAGACCCCCUGAUCACAGAUCUCGAAGUCCAGCAGCAACUCGAGACCGCUGAGUACGAGAUCAGGGAGAUAUGGUCGAAGCCAGAGCUCAUCUUGCCCGAGCUGGUCAACAUGGCUGCGUAUAAAGAUAAUACCCUAGGAAACCCACUGCUCUGCCCGCAAGAACGCCUAGCAUUCAUCAACAGAACUGUAGUACAGAAGUAUCGUAACACUUUCUUCCACCCGGAGAGGAUGGUGGUAGCAUUUGCAGGCGUCGGGCAUGACGAAGCCCUGAGACUGACGGAACAAUACUUCGGCGAUAUGCAGAGACAGCAGAGUCCAAGUCUCUCCCAGUCUGGCCCCGACGUCUCGAUGUCAGACAUGUCUUCCCAACGCUCUUCCUCAUCUAACUCCUUAUCGUCGUCGUUAUCAUCAGCAUACUCAUCGCCCUCAUCCACACCGCCUUCCCCACCUCAAUCGUCCUCAAGAUUGCUCUCGCACAUACCCUUUCUCAAAAGCCUGUCAACUUCUGCUCCAGCUCAAGCAUCCGUCUUGGAUGGAUAUCCGUCGCAAAUUCACCAAAUCAAUCUCGAUACACCUUCCCAUUACACUGGGGGCUUCCUCUCCCUUCCUACUCUUCCCCCACCUGCGAACCCAGCUCUACCCGAUCUCACCUACCUCCAUUUAGCCUUCGAGGCUCUUCCUAUCUCAUCUGAGGAUAUCUACGCGCUCGCAACCUUACAGACUCUACUUGGCGGUGGAGGCUCAUUCAGCGCCGGUGGCCCUGGAAAGGGCAUGUACUCACGACUCUACACGAACGUGCUCAAUCAACACGGCUGGGUCGAAUCGUGUGUCGCUUUCAACAAUUCAUAUACUGACUCCGGGCUUUUUGGCAUCAGCGCUAGCUGUUCCCCCCAGCGCGCGUGGCAGAUGCUGGAAGUCAUGUGCCGCGAGUUACAGAAUCUGACCUUGGAAAGCGGAUUCUCGUCUCUGCAAGUGGCAGAAGUGAAUCGUGCGAAGAACCAGCUAAGAAGUUCGUUGCUCAUGAAUCUAGAAAGCCGGAUGGUGGAGUUGGAGGAUCUCGGAAGGCAGGUUCAGGUCCAUGGGCACAAGGUUGGUGUUAAAGAGAUGUGUGCGAAAAUCAAUGCCUUGACAGUCAAAGACUUGAGGAGAGUUGCACAGCAAGUUUUUGGAGGCCGUGUAACAAAUGCAGGACAAGGCAGUGGAGCACCAACGGUUGUCUUGCAGGAGGGCUCGACAGCUAAUGGCAAGGUGGACUUUGGGUGGGAGAGAAUUCAAGAGAAGAUCUCGAAGUGGAAGCUGGGGAGGAGAUAG
Molecule: messenger RNA, 1761 nt
Organism: Letharia columbiana
Lineage: Eukaryota; Fungi; Ascomycota; Lecanoromycetes; Lecanorales; Parmeliaceae
Exons: 2
Coding region: 1-1761 (586 amino acids)
Cellular component (GO): mitochondrion
Molecular function (GO): metal ion binding; metalloendopeptidase activity
Source: RefSeq, a predicted model, not a curated record